This is a messenger RNA of Toxotes jaculatrix (banded archerfish), 1056 nucleotides long. Its product is annotated as protein limb expression 1-like. NCBI's taxonomy places the organism in Eukaryota, Metazoa, Chordata, Actinopteri, Toxotidae. The transcript is spliced from 6 exons. Gene Ontology annotation, biological process: autophagosome maturation. The coding region runs from base 1 to 1056 and encodes 351 amino acids. The record is from RefSeq and is a predicted model, not a curated record. Gene Ontology annotation, cellular component: cytoplasm.
AUGAGUAAGGUGAAAGUUGAGGAGAACAUCAUGUCAUACCUGUCGCAGAGUGAGACUGACACCAGCCCCAAAGACUUGAAUGUGGUGGCCAUGCUCCAUAACUUCUGGGAGCAGAAGCAGACGAGUAAGUCAAAUGGUUCCUUCAGUGAAUCAUGUGGUCCUGGUGGGGACACAGUCGUCCAGACCGAGAGCCUGCUGUUGUACGAGUCUGCACCCUCCCCCGGUCCUCCGUACAUCUGCUAUGUCACCCUUCCUGGAGGAAGCUGUUUUGGUAAUUAUAAGGUGUGUGACACUCAGGCAGAAGCUCGGAGGGAUGCAGCUCGUGUGGCUCUGAUGAACUCUCUCGUGAACGAGCUGCCGUGUCGACGCAUCAACCCUCAGUUCAUCACUCAGAGUUUGCAGCAGGCGGCCACAGACAGCGCUGUCUCAAUAGAAGAUGCAUGUGAUUCCAGCACCAGUAUAGGAACCUACAGUUUGCUCCUUCACUCCUACAUAGGAAAGACGAUGCUGGAGUUCCAGGAGAUGAUGACAGUUUUCCAGUUGUUGCACUGGAACGGGACACUGAAAGCUUUGAGGGAGAGACAGUGCUCACGACAGAGUGUGAUCGCCUAUUACUCUCAGCGAGGUCUUGAUGAGUACAUGCGCAGCAGCAUGGCUCUGGAUUGGCUCGGACGGGAGCAGAGGUCGCCGGGGCGGCUCGGGGAAGAACUCCAGGUGGCACAGAGGGAGCUAGUGUUGGCCCGACGUCGAGGCAUAGAACUACGCUUCUACAAGGAAAAAACAGAGAUCCUCAGUUUAGCUCUGAGUCAAGCGUACAUUCACCACACACCUGAAGCCCCGAGCCAGAUACAGAGUCACAUGCACGAGCAACUUCCCCUACACAACUUAUACAGCCAGGACACAGACACCCAGAUAAUCCCUCCCUGCAGUCCUUCACCAACCCUUCAUAAAAACACAAAGCAAACAGUCUGUCAAACCUCUGGCAAACAAAUGGCCUCCAACAGUCCUUCACCGUGCUCACAGCAGACUUACGUGCCUUUGAAUAACUUUGAGUAG